CGGUAAUGCUGCAGCAUGGAACCCGACAGAAUGUGGAGCGAUACAGACAGAAGCGGAAGCAGCAGACCCGUCUCUUCCGGGAGAAAAACGCCGCCUGGAAGAAGCGGAGUGCGAAGAAAUGGAACUGCUGUGCCGUUCACAAGAAACACGUAAGUUCUACCAGAAGCUCAACGCAUCCCGCAAAGACUACGUGCCGCAAGCCGAAAUCUGUAGGGAUAAAGACGGAGCCUCCUCGCGGACAAACGUGAGGUGAUCGAAAGGUGGAAGCAGUACUUCGACGAGCACCUGAAUGGCGAAGAGAAUGUAGGCACGGAGGACCAAGGCAGCGGAGGAAAAGACUAUGUUGGUGCAGCAGAGAACGGGAACGAGCCAACUCCCACGCUGAGGGAAGUUAAGGAUGCCAUCCACCAGCUCAAAAACAACAAAGCAGCUGGUAAGGAUGGUAUCGCAGCUGAACUCAUCAAGAUGGGCCCGGAAAAGUUGGCCACCUGUCUGCACCAGUUAGUAGUCAAGAUCUGGGAAACCGAACAGCUACCGGAGGAGUGGAAGGAAGGGAUAAUCUGUCCCAUCCACAAGAAAGGCGACAAGUUAAUGCGAACUUUCGAGCGAUCACCAUUUUGAAUGCCGCCUACAAAGUGUUAUUCCAGAUCAUCUUCCGUCAUCUUUCACCUAAAGUAAAUGAGUUCCGUGGAAAGUUACCAAGCCGGUUUCAUCGACGGCCGGUCGACAAUGGACCAGAUCUUCACCGUACGGCAAAUCCUCCAGAAAUGUCAUGAAUACUAGGUCCCAACGCACCACCUGUUCAUCGGCUUCAAAGCGGCAUACGACGGUAUCGACCACACAGAGCUAUGGAAAAUCAUGGACGAGAACAGCUUUCCCGGGAAGCUUACCAGACUGAUUAGAGCAACGAUGGACGGUUUGCAGAACAGCGUAAGGAUUUCGGGUGAACUAUCCAGCUCAUUCGAAUCUAGACGGAGACUACGACAAGGUGAUGAACUUUCCUGCCUACUAUUCAACAUCGCCCUGGAAGGUGUUAUGCGACGAACCGGGCUCAACAGUCGGGGUACGAUCUUCACGAAAUCCAGCAAAUUUGUCUGUUUUGCGGAUGACAUGAAUAUUAUUGCUAGAACAUUUGGAACGGUGGCAGAACUGUACACCUGCCUGAAACGCGAAGCAGCAAAGGUCGGACUGGUGGUGAAUGCGGCUAAGACAAAGUACAUGCUGGUAGGUGGGACUGAGCGAGACAGCACAAGCCUUGGCAACAAUGUUACGAUAGACGGGGAUACUUUCGAGGUGGUAGAAGAAUUCGUCAACCUUGGUUCCUUGCUAACGGCUGACAAUAACGUGAGCCGUAAAAUACGAAGGCGCAUCAUCAGUGGAAGUCGUGCCUACUAUGGGCUCCAGAAGAAACUGCGGUCAAAAAAUAUUCACCCCGCACCAAAUGUACCAUGUACAAGACGCUAAUAAGACCGGUGGUUCUCUACGGACACGAGACAUAGACGAUGCUCGAGGAGGACCUUCAAGCACUCGGAUUUUUCGAGCGACGCGUGCUGAUGACGAUCUUUGGCGGCGUGCAGGAGAACGGUGUGUGGCGGAGAAGGAUGAACCACGAGCUCGCUGCACUCUAAGGUGAACCCAACAUCCAGAAAGUGGCUAAAGCUGGACGGAUACGGUGGGCAGGGCAUGUUGCAAGAAUGCCGGACAACAACCCUGCAAAGUUGGUGUUUGCUAACCAUCUGGUAGGUACAAGAAGGCGUGGAGUGCAGAGAGCACGAUGGGCGG
Messenger RNA from Aedes albopictus (Asian tiger mosquito), 1782 nucleotides. RefSeq lists its product as uncharacterized. NCBI's taxonomy places the organism in Eukaryota, Metazoa, Arthropoda, Insecta, Diptera, Culicidae. The record is from RefSeq and is a predicted model, not a curated record. The coding region runs from base 859 to 1464 and encodes 201 amino acids. The transcript is spliced from 2 exons.